UGCAGGCAGCUGGGUUGUGGAGCAGCACUGAGGGCUGAUGGGAAUUCAGUCUUUGGUGCUGGUGAAGGUGUUGUGUGGAUGAACAGAGUCGAGUGCAGAGGGAAUGAGAUUCACCUGUGGGACUGUUCUCUCUCCCUGAAAAACCACACUGACUGCUCCAAGAAAGAGCACGCUGGACUCACCUGUGAAGAUUUUAAAGGUUUAUCAAUGUCCUCUACUCCUGCCACAACAUCAGCUUCUCGUCCAGUUUCUCCUCCAGUGCGCUCAACAUCAGUCUCUCCUCCACAAACUCUCUCCGUCCCCCCAGUGCUUGUGAUUGUUCUGGGAGUUGUGCUCUUACUGCUCUUAGUGCCACUGCUUAUACUGAUUCAGCAGAACAGAGUGAUGAGGAGAGCUCUCUCUAAGAGGAGAAACAGGACGACGACUGAGGCCGUUUAUGAGGAGAUUCAGCACAGAUCCACUAACAGACACAGUCUCUUCACUCAGAGGGGAAGUGUCUUUUCUGGAGAACAGCAUUCUGGGUAUGAAGAUGCUUAUGAGCGUCUUUCAGAAAAGCAACAAAUCACAUCAGAGAACUAUGAUGAUGUAAUCACUGUUGGACUGAGACAUGCUACAGGUUUAUAUGACUUACCAGAAAACUAUGAUGAUGUCGUCAUCAUACGACAGUUCUCCAAUAAUAAAGCAGAAGGGGUUCAGGAGGAGUAUGAUGAUGUGAAGAAUGUCAAAGAAUAUAAGAGUGACAUGUUUGGUAAAUUUUGAACACCUUCAGUUAGUCUUUGUAAUCACUUUGUAUGAUCAAUUCCUGUGGUUAUAAAAGCUCAUUUAAAUUUACUGCUUG
Carassius auratus (goldfish) is the source of this 838-nucleotide messenger RNA. Its product is annotated as antigen WC1.1-like. The coding region runs from base 79 to 759 and encodes 226 amino acids. Gene Ontology annotation, cellular component: membrane. The transcript is spliced from 7 exons. Lineage: Eukaryota; Metazoa; Chordata; Actinopteri; Cypriniformes; Cyprinidae. The record is from RefSeq and is a predicted model, not a curated record.